Phragmites australis (common reed) is the source of this 1461-nucleotide messenger RNA. Its product is annotated as zinc transporter ZTP29-like. The transcript has 13 exons. Bases 205 to 1038 code for a protein of 277 amino acids. The record is from RefSeq and is a predicted model, not a curated record. Gene Ontology annotation, molecular function: zinc ion transmembrane transporter activity. Gene Ontology annotation, cellular component: membrane. Gene Ontology annotation, biological process: zinc ion transmembrane transport. Lineage: Eukaryota; Viridiplantae; Streptophyta; Magnoliopsida; Poales; Poaceae.
AAUAAAUAAUUAGUCAUCAAUUGUCACCUACAAGCUCUCUCCUUACCUAUAUAUAUAACGUCAUUGCCACAUCCAUCUCCAUCCCAACCCGAACAGCCGCCACUAAUCUGUGCGCCUUCAUUUAAUUCCUUACAUCCAUCGCUGCUCUCAAGUGCUAUAGCUCUCCUGCAAAUUAAGGGAUCGGAAGAGAUAAAUCAAUAGACGAUGGAUCCGAAAGUUUCUGUUGCUCUCACUCUGUCCCUCGUCGGUGGCUUAAGCACCUCACUAGGUGCACUAUUGGCUAUACUAAAUCGUGCUCCAAGCAACAAAACACUCGGGAUGUUACAGGGCUUUGCUACUGGACUCAUGUUGAGCAUGUCUUUCUUUGACUUGGCUUAUGAUGCUGUCAAUGCGAUUGGUUUUCUGAAAGGAAACCUAUGGUUUUUUGCAGGAGCACUUCUAUUUUCAACGAUUGCUGAUGUUUUCCCUGAGCCAGAUUGUAGUUUGGAAGACAAAAAUGACAAACAGACUGGUAAUAGCAUAGCAGGAAAGCAACUUAUGAUGAGACAUCGCCGAAGAGUUAUCUUUAGUGUAGUUGUCACAGCAAUUGUUGCCGGUGUGAGUUUGCAAAACUUCCCUGUGGGUACUGCUGCAUUUCUUGGAACAACAAAGGGCUUCCGUGUUGGCCUUAACUUGGCUCUUGCUAUAGCUCUACACUACAUCCCAGAGGGUAUUUCAGUAGCUCUCCCAGCAUAUUUUGCCACUUGCAGCAAAUGGCAAGCCUUCAAACUAGCAACACUAUCUGGUUUCGCAGAGCCACUAGGUGUAAUUUUUGUGGCAUACGUAUUCCCAAGCAACUUGAAUCCUGAAAUAUUGGAAGGUCUACUUGGAUUAGUGGGAGGAGUGAUGGCCUUUCUAACAUUGUAUGAAAUGCUACCAUUAGCAUUUGAAUAUGCUGGACGCAAGGAUGCUGUUAAAGCAGUAUUUGUUGGCAUGGCUUUUAUGUCAAUGAGCUUGUAUUUCCUAGAUAUUAGCCUCCCAAAGGAGAUGAAUGCUUAACAUUUUGGCCUAAAACCGAUGCAUACUAUGGUCAAGAGCAUUUCAUCAUGGGUGGUUCAACAAGUUUCUACAUGUGUUGGUCAGAAGGAUGUGCACACUCCACAACAUGAUCAGAUGGUUUUCAGCAAUAUAUAGGCAAUACAACGACUCGUAAAUCAGGGCCUUCAUCAAUAUCCUCCCAGAUGUGUGGCGACAAUGGUUGCAUGACAGUUAUAUCUCUCAAGAAAAGAAGUAUAAGCAGGCAACAAGUCAGAAUCAAUUGGCAAGGGGUCGACGAUUACGGGCGGAAACUUUUUCUCUUUCAAAACAGGUUACUAACAUAUCAUGUAAAUAAUGGAUAAAAUUGUAUUUAUUGGAAAAAGUAGACAAACUGACCAGCUCAUAUGAUGUAAAUUACAAAAAUAAAUAUCAGGGGAUGAAUCA